Messenger RNA from Acaulospora morrowiae, 376 nucleotides. The record is from the annotation of a GenBank genome assembly. NCBI's taxonomy places the organism in Eukaryota, Fungi, Glomeromycota, Glomeromycetes, Diversisporales, Acaulosporaceae.
AUGAUUUUUUUUUUCUUUGGCUCGAUAAAACCACAUAUUUCUCGUCUUCCUUCUUUACCCGCAAGGUGUCCUAACUGCUUUGAUCCUUCGCCGACCGUUUAUCAGUACAAACACCAAAAUAAACUUGAGAUAUUUUUCAUUCCUGUCUGGUGGUUCAAACCUAAGUUAUAUUGGGUUUGUGAACGUUGUAAAUGGAGAGGGACAACGAGGCCGGAGGAAGAACAAAUUCGACGUCUCGAAGAGGCCGAGCUGAAACGACAACGAGAACCCCUUCCAACUUGGGGGUUAACAAGGUGUAAUAACUGUAAUAUGGAGAUUAAUGUAUCUGGACGCAUCAAAUAUUGUCCCUAUUGUGGAAAAUCGGUCGAAAAUGAAG